AUGAAAGCCGAGGUGAACAUUCUCAUGGCCAUGCAUCUGGUCAAGAAAGCUUGGGUGUCUGUGCACCCAGACGUACUGAUCAACGCUUUCAUGAAAGCAGGGUUCAAAUCCACAUUGAUUCAGCCGGUGAUGCAGCCAUCAGAGGAUAAAUGCGAUCUGAUCGAGGACUUUACACAUGUGUCUAUUGAUGACCGACUUUUUGAAGAAGAAAUAGCCUGUUUGGAAUAUGAUGAGGAAGAAGUGGGUUGUUUAAAAUUUUUGUAUCAAGUCUCCUCUUAG
Messenger RNA from Echinostoma caproni, 279 nucleotides. The record is from the annotation of a GenBank genome assembly. Lineage: Eukaryota; Metazoa; Platyhelminthes; Trematoda; Plagiorchiida; Echinostomatidae.